This is a messenger RNA of Sclerotinia sclerotiorum 1980 UF-70, 237 nucleotides long. RefSeq lists its product with no specific name. The coding region runs from base 1 to 237 and encodes 78 amino acids. The record is from RefSeq and is a predicted model, not a curated record. The transcript has 3 exons. Lineage: Eukaryota; Fungi; Ascomycota; Leotiomycetes; Helotiales; Sclerotiniaceae.
AUGUUAGAAUUUUCCUUCAAGUCACAGGAGCUACCUAUACCAGAAGUCACCAAGCACCGAAAUAACUUUGACCAGGUCAGGUCCAAACCUUCCGAUGCUGAUCCAAAGUCAUUGAGCAAGGCAAUACAGUAUGGACAAAUUUCCCCAGAUCCAGGACCCCAACUUGCAGUUAAUCAGUAUCACAAUAACUUCCAUCCAGCGCUACCACCAGUCUCAAGUUACAUCUAUCUACCAUAG